AUUGAUUUCAAUUGUUUAUAAACAAAUCUUAUCUAUGUUCUCUAUGACAUUUAGGGAUUGUCUUUUAUGCCAUUCGAUUGGUUGUUCUUUGUGUGAUCGUAAUAAAGUCAAUAAAUUUGCACAAGGAAAACAAAUGUCAAGAUUUCGCCUGUGUGAACCGAUUAUUGUGUGAAACAUUUUUGUGAUUGAUAUAAUUUUGCCUCUGUUUAUGGAAUUAAGAUUACGGAUUGAUUGCGUUAAAUUGUGGUUUAUUAAAAUCACAGAUUGAAAAGGCUGGUCCCAAAAUAUGUUGAAAAACAAUUGUGACGUCACAAUUCCAAUCAGCUGAGGCGGUGUGUGGAGGGAGGGUUGAAGAAGACAGUGCAGCAAAACAAACAAGAUGGGUGGUGCAGUGAGCUCAGGGCGUGAUAAUAAUGAGCUGAUUGACAACUUAAUGGGCAGCAACUACAUCCGCACGCGAUCCGUGGAGCGGGUAUUUCGUUCACUUGACCGGGCCGACUACAUGACGCCCGAGGCUAGGGAUCAAGCCUAUAAAGACCUAGCCUGGCGGAAUGGGCCGCUCCAUAUGUCAGCGCCGUGUAUUUACAGUGAGGUGUUAGAAGGACUUGAGCUGAAGCCGGGGCUCUCGUUCCUGAACAUUGGCUCCGGCACUGGCUACUUAAGCACCCUUGUGGGGCUGCUCAUCGGCUCUAGUGGUGUUAACCAUGGGAUCGAAGUUCAUCCGUACGUCAUGGAGUAUGCCAUCAAGAAACUGGGACAAUUUAUCGAGAACUCACCUACUUUAGAUGAGUUUGACUUUUGUGAACCUAGGUUUUAUUGUGGUAAUGGACUGUGCAUCGCCCCGCUCCAAGCGCCUUACGAUCGUUUAUAUUGCGGGGCGGGGUGCCCCGAGGAGUAUCAAAACUACUUCAAACAACUAAUCAAGGUAUUCCAUAUAUUACCCCUGUCAUAUAUAGCACCAAGUAGAUUUUCUAUAACUAAUUCGUUUAUUAAUUUUCGUCAUGUAUAAUUUACACAGUAAUCCGUAGAGUAUAUUUAAUAGCUGUACGAGUAAUCAUUCUAUUACGAUUGAAAGUUAUUGAAUAAGCUUUUAUUGGAUUUGAAUUAAUCUGCUCUUUCUGCAGUUUAGUUAAGGUUACUGCUGGUGAGUGAUCUGAAGGCUAUCAAGCAACGGACGUCUCCUUGAGUACAAUACGGUUUUAGUAAGGGUAUUUCAUUCAUGUUAUCUUUCGUGGAAUAAGUGACGGGUAUGUUUUACACCUAAAUAACAUUUUAAUUCAUAGGACUUAUUCAUAUUCUCCAUUACUCUCUAUAAGUUGAAAACCGUUAACGGUGAGUAACUUGUACAAUUAACUCUUCUUGUGAACUUAAAUUGAUUCUUCUGAUAUUUAUGUAAAGGUGGGCGGAGUACUAGUGAUGCCCACGAACGACAACCUGGUACAGAUGAAGCGCGUCACGGAGGACCAAUGGGUAUCCCGGAACUUGCUUAACGUGUCCUUCGCGACUCUCAGGAUACCUACCAAAGAGGAGGCUUUAGAGCUCAUCAGGCCCGACGAGCAGUGCCCGGCGCGGCUGCAGGUGCUGGCGCGCGCCGUGGUGCGCGGCGGCAUGCGCGCGGCGCUGCUGGCGCGCCACCCACACCUGCGCGAGCCCCCGCCGCGCCGCCCGCAGCCAGCCAGCUCCUGUCCGCGCCGCAUCUGCAUCCCCAUCGAGGACGACAGCGACGUCGAGGGCCUCAAUGCGUUGCACGACCUGGACGAUGUGAGCGGUGCCAACGAAAUGAAUGCACUCUUGAGCCUCGUUCUUAGUAUGGGACAGAAUCGUGUCGCAGGCGCCUUGCGGUUCGAUUCUCUCGAUUCGCCUUUUGAAUCCGAAGACGAAGGCGAAGGUGAUGACAAUGGCGAUGGUGGUGACGGAGGCGGGAAUGGAGGCGGAGGCGGCGGAGGCGGCGGAGGAGGUGGGGGAGACGGGGGCGGCGGGGGCAGCGGGGGCAGCGGUAGUGGUAGUGGUAGUGGUAGCGGCGGGGAUGGCGGUGAGGGUGACGAGGGCGGUGACGGGCCGGCCCGGCCGCCGCGGCCGCGCGCGCCGCGCCCCGUGCGCUCACUGCGCGUGGAGCGGCCGGCGCGCGCCGAGCGCCACAUCCGCGCCGAGCGGGCGGCCGCGCGCGCCGCGGUGGCCGCCAACCCCGACGUGUACAACGACACCAUCUUGCCCGAGUACCUGCCCGAGCCCAAGCCGGUGCGCUCGUGUCGCGGUCUGCUCACCUUCGAGUUCCAGGACGAGCGCCGCCCCGUCACUAAUGCCUUUAGGCAAGACUCGCCUAGCACUUCCGACUCCUCGAAGACAGAUUCGGAUAGUGCAAAAUCAGAUCCUCUUAAAGUACCAGCCGAGGUAGAAAUAUAUCUGGGAAAAGAAGUUCCCAGCACGUCGCGUUAUGUGCAAUGGGAACGACAGAGUUCGGAGCCGAAACAGGAGUCCUCUAGUGAGGAGGACACUUCUCAAGAACAGAAGAGGAAAAAGCUGGAUAGUGGCAUCGGAGAGGGAACCACGACGUCUAGCAGUUCUUCGCCUGCCAAGUCUGAGUCCAUGGACGAGUCGGACGGGGACGCCGUGCAGCCUGAAAUCAUAUGUGAUGAGCUCGAACUCGAGUAUGACGAAAAUCUUAUCGGAGGUCGUCGCCGAAUCCAGAAGCGCGGGCACUGCGCGCAGUCGUCCACGUCGCCCGAGUACUCGGCCAGCUCGUCCACGACGUCGGGCGACCACAGCCGCUGCAAGCGCCGCGCUCCCGAGCGCGGACAAGACGAGCAAGACGAGCACGACGAGCACGACGAGAGCGAGGAGGCCGGCGAGCGAGCGAGCGAGCGCUGCGACCGGCACGGGCCCGACCACGACCACGACUACGACCACGACCGCAGCGAGUACGACGACAUGCGGCCGCGGCGGGCGGGCGCGGACGCGCGCCGCGUGCGUCUGUCCAUACUGAUGAAGCGCGGCGUCAAGGAGCUGCCGCUACCCUACGCCCUCAAGAAGUACGUCAACCUGGGCCGCUGCUUCGAGUUCUAAGUGCUGGCUGCCACUAUAUGUCCAACACGCCGUUUGGCGGUGCUGCGAUAUAUAUCAUUAUUUUAUGAGAAACUUUUUUAUCCGUGUUUUAGAGUUUAUAGAACUCCUAACAUCAAGCUUACAAAUGUUAAAAUGACCGCCAGAGUACUUAGUGGUUGAUAUUCAAGUUUUAUUCAAACUCUGUAGAGGUGUUACUAAGAUUAGACUGUAUCUGGCCAAAGUCAACCUGUUAUAAUGCCUUUAGUUAUUUAAUCCUUUUUUUUGGACUCAUGCUAUAAGACAUAAUUCAGAUUUACGUAUUUUUUAAACUGCUCCAUAAUAUAGUUUGUUUUAAUUAAAUCUUAAAGCUUUCAUAAUACAUACUAUGUAGGAUAUUUAUGUUGGUUAACUUUAAUGAUUGGCUACUGGCUUACACCUGAUGCAUGGGAAACACUAGUUCUAUCGAAAUGAAGAUACCAUUGACUGUGUAGAUAGGGAUACAUAUGUAUAACACUGUUUACUUAAAGAUUUUCUUCCAAUCUUUUCAUACAAAUCUGGUCAGCCCUGCACUAUGAAACUUAAUCAUGUACCGUAAUUACUGUAACUUGCUAAUAUUUUAUUUAAAGCCGUUGUUAUAGGGUCGUAAAUAAACAAAAUAUUGUUAGAUGUAUCAGACUGCAAAACUCAAAUAUUAUCGAAGUUAUACGAAAAAUAAUGUCACUGUAUAACAUUGUAUUUAACACCAUAAAAUAUUAAGAAAUGAUCUAAGAUCUCUUUGAGAAUGUAACAUUUAAAUUGUAAAUAUUGUUUAUGUAGGCUAAGUUCGGCCAUGACCGUAGAUCUGGAUGCAUGUCGGACGCUUCGGUUUUCCAAAUGGUCCGCCAUUUUGUUGUUCGCGGCCGAAACUGGCAGUCGAGAUGACCACAAGUCGUAUUGUAUUAAUGUUGCUGUUUGUUACUUCGUAGUCUCGAAACUUUACUAGGUUCAUAAAAUUUAUACGUUUUUGACUUGAGACGAUAUUAUUAAGAUAUUUAAAAAUCUGGUGCGAAACAUGACCACAUUUUUCGUUUUGCGAGUAAAUUGGAGCAUUCUAUAUUUUUUCAUUAUUUUAAAAUUUUACAUCCAAUACCAAUUCCUUUUUUCUUUCUGAUGGAAGCUUUAUUUCAAAUAGCCUCAAUCGAAACAGAAUUAUAGGGGUAAUUAUUGAAUAAUAAGAAAAUACACAAUAUGAGAAUAUACGCCACCACGAUAAAUGUGAUCAUGGUUAGUGCCGGGGACUAUAUUAAGUGAGCAGUUAUGACAUAUUCCAGUGUACUUACAUCUUUAAGAAUGUUAUUUUUAUACUGCAUAUUAACUAGGUUGGUUCUUUCGAUGCUUAGUUUCAGCCGUGCACAACAAAUAUAGAAUUUAUAAACAAUUUUCUACGCCUAUAUUUGGCGAGUACUGCAGUUAUUGUAGAUUAGUUGAUUAAUUAAGACUGUCGAUGCGCUGCCGUUCAAAUGGUGUAGUAGGAACAAUAUUGCGAGGUCAGAUUUAUUUUGUGUUGAUUAUUAAAUGUAUGCGAUAAAAGGCCCAGUCAUGGGUUAGGACUGAUACUUGAGGAAUUUGUUGUUUUGAACAUUCAUAAACAAAACAACGUAUCGUAAUCUAUAGACUAUUUUGUUUUUGUAAUGAGUUGUCAAAAUAUUUAAUGAACAACACAGUCAGUUUGCAGGCUUACCAUGGGAUCUAGUCAAUGUAGGACCUAUUCGUGUUGCCAGUUGAGGAGGCAGCGCAUAAUGUUGUGUCAUAGUAAAUACUUUAACUUUGGUCGGAUAUAUCGCUCCGUGUUAUACGCUGUCAGUUACAUACACUAAUAAUGUACUUUAUUAGGAUUCUGUAAAUGCGUUAUUUGGGUUUCAAGCUUACUGUAUCGUCAAUAAAUCCGCGUUGCGAGAAGUUAUAAUAGUCAUAGAGCGUUGAUUUAUAAAUAUCAUAUACGAUAUUAAAGCAAAAUGAAUUGUGUAUAUUAUUAUAAAGUUGAAAUAAAGUAUAGGAAUGUUGCCUGUGUGCGACUAACGAUGGUUCAUUAUUCGCUAUACAUAUAUUGUAAUGGACGUUCACGUUUGGUCUCCAGUCUCGAGCAGACUGCAUUACAGAUCUAAUAACGUUAGCUUUCAUGUACAUUAUAAGGUGCUUGUUAUGUUCUGUUUCAUACAUUGUAUAAGGAAUGUUUUAGCUGAUUCAUGUGUUUGUCUGUCAAGUCAUUCUACUGGCAUUCGGAUAUAGUUUUGCUUUGUAUAAUAGUGUUAUUGGCGGGUCUAUGAAACCCAUGUGUAUAUUUUUAAUAAUACAAAAUGCCUAUAUUUUCAGUCGCAACAAGCGUCAUACUCAACCAAAGUUGAGUAUUUAUAUCGACUUCAGCUGGGGCCAUACUCUACUGUUAGUCAGCGAUAUUGUUUGAUUAUAAUCUCAGUAUGUUAUAGCAAUAUUGUCAUUACGGAGGUUACGACUGCACUUAGCUCCUAUGUCACCUCUUGUAAAACAAUAUCACGUUAACAGUAGAUGAUGUCUCUAGUUGUUGGGUAGUUAUGAUAAAUGUUUAUACGAUAUUAAUUUGGUGUACAUAAUAUGUCAUUUGUUUUUGUUGCUAGUAUUAAAAUUAAAAUGAUUUUAUUAUGA
Spodoptera exigua (beet armyworm) is the source of this 5703-nucleotide messenger RNA. NCBI's taxonomy places the organism in Eukaryota, Metazoa, Arthropoda, Insecta, Lepidoptera, Noctuidae. The record is from the annotation of a GenBank genome assembly.